Messenger RNA from Closterium sp. Yama58-4, 1839 nucleotides. NCBI's taxonomy places the organism in Eukaryota, Viridiplantae, Streptophyta, Zygnematophyceae, Desmidiales, Closteriaceae. The record is from the annotation of a GenBank genome assembly.
AUGUCUCCGUCGUGCGUGAUCAAUGACACCUCCGUCACAGCCGCUGCACAUCAUCACCAUCUCCCUCCCCGCCAUCAUUCACCUCUUCAUGCAUCCGUCCCGGGCAGCGGAGACUUCUCAGACUCCCGUAUUAACGUCCCGCAAAUAGCGCUACCAGCUGCCGCUCUCUGCUCGCCGUCUCUCCACCCCGUAACUACGGAGCCGCGUCAUCUGUCAACGAAAGAACCGCCGCGGCAGCCGCUGUCCACCGUGCCGGCGGCGGCGCAUCGAUCCGACGGCGCGACCAGCAGCGGCGGGGGUGUUUGGCGGUCGAAAAGUCACGGCGGGUGCUUCCGCAACCAGCAUGUCGCUCCGUGCGACGACGACGACGACGACGAUUGCGACGGCGACGGCGACAAGAAGGAGAAGCAGGGAGAGGAGGACGGGGGAGAUGAUGAUUGGCUUGUAACCUACUCCCGCACUUCGACCUCGUACUCUCGACCUGCGCCAGUCGCGCCAGCCACCGACGCUGUUCGUACUACCAGCCUCAAGUUUUCAUACCCUGUGAGGAAUCCCCUCGCUUUCGGUGCCGCGGUGGCAGCAGGAGUGGCUGCAGCGUCGGCGCCCGCAUCGGCGGCAACUACUACUGCAGCGGGCAAUGCGGCGGAGGAGGAGGAGGAAGAGGAUUUCAACGCGUGGAUGCUCAGCGGCGAGGAAGCCACCGGAUCAGCCGGUACAGGUCGUAACGUCACCGCCGGAAAGGGAGGCGGCGCGGCGGGUGUCGGCCAGAGCCAAGCUUGCGGACGUCGCGGCGGCACCGACGGCGGGCCUGACGGCGACGAGUCGGAAUGGAGCGCGGCGCUGAUGGAUCCUGGCCGGAGCGAUCGGCGCAGCAGCACUGGCGGCAGGAGGCGGUCGUCGCGGCUGUCGGCUGGAAGCUCGAGGCGGCGCAACGCUAUGGAAUACUCGGAGCUAGAUGCCAUUCGCGAAAGGUUGCUCCAUGCCACUCAGCUAUGGGCCAUCACCGUCGCUGACAGCUCAACGGACGCCGUUGAUGCAGAUGCUGCUGCUGCUGCUGCUGCUGCUGCUGCCUCCGCCGCUGCUGCUGCUACUACUGCUGUUGCGGUCACUCCGAGUGGAGGUGGAGCAGCAGUUGAGACACAGCAACUGGCACAAGCCACAGCAGCUUCACCUGCUGCUGGCCCUGGAUAUUGCUCCUCGGUAGCUACUGCAGCAACGGCAGUGGUGGCAGGGAGGUUGAGCAACGCAGGAGCUGGCAACAGCGCUGGGAAACCCCGAAUUUCUGACAAUCCUAACGGCUGCAGCAGCGACGCCCGCCGCCGCAGCGGUGUGUUCGCCAAGACUAAGAGUGCUGCUUCGGGUUCUCCUGUUACUGUCACGUCUCGCAGGUCCAUGUCUCGUUCUUUGAGUGCAGCCGGCUUUGCUGCGGUGGCUGGGUUAGAGGCAUCUGCUGCUGCAGCGAUGGUCAUUGCAGGUGGAGCCACGCCAGGCAAAGCAGACGGCGCGAAGACGACCUUGAAGGUUUCUUUGCCUGGUGCUAGCUCCUCAGCAGCAACGGCAGCGGCCAGAGGUCCGGAUUCUUGUUGUUCGAACGGAGUUUCUGCUUCCCCAACUGGCCCAACUUUCACGUUUGGGCCUACUGGUGCAGAUGACGUGUCUCCCACGUCUGCUGCUGCUUCCUCGGGCACGUCUGCUUCUGCUCAUGGGCUCACAUGCUCCGAAACUUCACCGCCGCACGUUGCUGAGUCACCAUUCUCCCGCAUUUCCACAUUUCUCAUGCGGCGACUCGUGUCCCCGUUCCCAAUCGUAAGGUCGUCCACGUAUCCCGUGCUCAGAUAA